UAAUGCUUUUAUAAUUUAAUGCAAACUUUAACCAAAUGUUUAUUAUUAUUACAGAUUAGUUUGAUGAUACAUUUUGAGUAAACGUUGAAGUGAAAGUGUUGUAAUUACAUGUUAAAUAAUUGAAAAUACAAAUAGUGCUUAAAUAUUAUAAUCAUUACAUAUUAUAAAUAUUAUUGUUUUAGAGCCUGUGGACAAACGUUUUAAACAUUUAUGGUUUGCAUUUUUAUUUGCAGGUUUAAAUAAUAAAUGAACACGGAUGUUUUAAGAUGCGCACUCAGACUUGUAUAAUCCAUCAGGGCUCUAUUGGAGGUCCAUUAGGUGUUUGUCUGUUCCUCAGUGCUGUGAACAUUAAAACGUGCUAAAUGACCUUCAUUUGACUCUGAAAUCUGUCUAGUAAAGUGUUUUUCUUUGAAUUAUGCUCUUUGAAGUGACGCAGUAAAUCUGUCGCUCAUUUGUAAAUCAUCCUGAAGGAGGUCAGUCCGCUCUUCAGCUGCCUUUGCUUGCUCUGUAUGUGUCUCUUUCCUCUCAAAGGACAUUCCCUUCUCUGCUCCUACAGGAAGACAGUGUCCUGAGGGCAUUUGGAUCUCGGUUGGUGUCCAAGGUGGAUCUGAGAGUCUUUUUCCUUCUGUCAUCUGCUGCUGCGCUCUCAGUCCGCGCUCCACGCGCGUUAAUAUGGCCACAUAUUAGUUUAUUUUAACGCUUUAAGUGUAUUAUUUAGGUGCAGGGCUCUUUCAGAACAGCAUGGAUAUGUUAUUUUACUCUUUAAUCAUUCUAAUUCAUGGAAUUUACGCAGCAUCCCGUUCUGGAAAAAACCUGUUGCCGCACAUGCCAAAUGUGUGUGCUGAGCAGGAGGUGAAGCUUGUGGCCCAGAUGCAGCCGUGCGUCCAGGCCUUCACGCGGAUGGUUAAAUCCUGGAAACAGGGAUGCCAGGGACAGUCGUGGUGCAUGGGCUAUGAGAGGAGAACAGCUUACUAUACAGCAUACAGACAGGUGUAUCGACAGGAGCACCAGACGGUUUACAAGUGCUGCCCAGGAUGGUCACAGCUCAACGGGGAGGCCGGAUGCCUAUAUCCUGUGUGCAGUUACGGCGUGUGCUUUAAUGGAGGUCAGUGCAGAGAAGGUUCUGCUCAACUCUGCCACUGUUCGGCCGGAUUCAGCGGUCCGAGCUGCCAGUACGAGACUCUGGAUGCAUCCGAUGUAGUUUGAAAUUCAACAAGUCUGUUUGCCACAAGGGUAUCUUGAAGACAAAGUCAGAUGUGCACAGCUGGUAACCAUUGGUCAGUUAUUCAGGGCAGUUUCUUAUGUGUGUGUCAUCAGGAGUGAUGCUGAUUGAUUUGGUCUGCAUGCACAAACACAUACGAAAACGCUAAGAGACACAAUCUAUUACAACAAAGCAUAAUGGAGACUGCGGCCUAGUUUACACCAUGCAUCCUCUUUAAUGCCAGACGGACACUGAGAGCAGAGAAAAUCAGGAAGAAAAUAUGAGUGAAUCUCACGAAUCCUUUUGAGCAUGUCCUGAUCAUAUUUCACCACAAAAUCA
This is a messenger RNA of Carassius auratus (goldfish), 1540 nucleotides long. RefSeq names its product multiple epidermal growth factor-like domains protein 6. The record is from RefSeq and is a predicted model, not a curated record. Lineage: Eukaryota; Metazoa; Chordata; Actinopteri; Cypriniformes; Cyprinidae. The transcript has 5 exons. The coding region runs from base 742 to 1206 and encodes 154 amino acids. Gene Ontology annotation, molecular function: protein binding.